Molecule: messenger RNA, 447 nt
Organism: Penicillium cosmopolitanum
Lineage: Eukaryota; Fungi; Ascomycota; Eurotiomycetes; Eurotiales; Aspergillaceae
Exons: 2
Coding region: 1-447 (148 amino acids)
Source: RefSeq, a predicted model, not a curated record
AUGUUAUUUGAGAGCUUUUCUAGUCUCAAGGGUCUCAGCCCUUCGCAGUAUAUCUUCGGUAUCCAAGCGAUCCCGCUCGUGGCCAGUGGGGUUUUCACCUUAUUCUGGCCGUCUGCCGCUGCAGCUCUCCCAAACUCCCCACUCAAGGAUAUCGGAGAUGGCACGAUACAAGCAAUCAGGUUGAGACUUACACCUUGGCCAUGUAGCCUUACAUCUCUAUCGCUGGGAUCGUUCUACACGAUCGCCUCAUACCAAAACAACAUCCCAAUGAUGAUCGCUUCUGUUCCUGGUAGACUCCUGGCUGCUUUUGUGUUUUAUCGAGCUGGUGGGGGUUGGCGCGACGUUGCUCCUUUCGAGGGUGUUAUGGGCCUUCUUACGGCCGUGGGUAUUUAUUUAUAUUGGGCCGCAGAUCGGUCCGAGUCAGCAAGGGAGGUUAAGGAAGAAUGA